AUGGCGGAGGAGUUAGAAAUAAUGUGGCGUAAGCUAACGGUUACUGAGGAGGAGGAAGAAAGUGUAACACUGGGUAGGGAGUGUACGAGAGCAACAAAAGAUAGGGGGAAAAACUGUCUAGUCAUGAAGGUGCUCUCUCGGAGAGGGGUUAUGCUAGAUGCUCUAAGGAAAAAUAUUAGAAUGUUAUGGAAACCUAAUAAGAGCAUCCAGAUCUCGGCAAUAGAAGAGGAAGUUUAUUUAGUGGAGUUUGAUGAUGAAAGAGACAAGAAGAGAGUUCUUGAGAUGUGCCCUUGGCACUACGAGAAACAACUGGUGCUGCUACAGCAGUUUGAAGGGGAUAAAGAGCCAAAGGAUAUUGUGUUCAAGUGGUGCCCGUUCUGGGUUCUAAUUUACAAUCUCCCUCUCAAACACAGGACAAGAGAAACAGGGUUGGCGAUAGGGGCUAGUCUGGGAGAGGUGUUGGAGGUGGAUGUUGCUGAUUCGGGGGUGCAAUGGGGGAAAUGUCUCCGUGUUCGAGUGAAGAUAGACGUGACAAAAAAAUUGAUACGUGGAAGAAAAAUAAAGGUUGAGGAAGGGGUGGACAGGUGGGUGCUCUUCAAAUACGAGCGCCUACCGAAUUCUUGUUAUCAAUGUGGUCUUUUGGAGCAUGAUCUGAAGGAGUGUCCACAGAACAGGGGAGUAGAAAAUGAAGGCAAAACAGAGGAGCUCCAAUACGGGGCAUGGAUGAGGGGAGAUCCGGGGAAGAAGUCGGGCUGGGAUCCUCACUUCUUUAAGAAGAACAAAGGCGGAGACAUCCGGGGAAAAAGAAUUGGCAACGGGGACAGGAGUCUGGUGGUCCAAACGCCGAGGAGUAAAGCGGGAGAGUCAGAAAAGGAAGAGUCUGUGGUGCAAAUCCUCGGGGAGAGUUCUGAGGAGAUGUCGACAAAAAAGUCAGAGAGAGGGGAGCGAAACAAGGUGGAGUUUCACCAGAAUGGAAUGCUCAGUAAAACUGGAGAAGCACCAAAAGACACUCCAUCCAUUUUGGUGAAAGUUGGUGAGAUGAGUGGUCAGGCUACCAACGUAAAAGAAGGGGAUGGGCACGAGGAAGAAGUAGCGGGAAAUAAGGAGAACCCACCUUUUAAUUUUGAGUUUGGGCCACAGACUGGGGAAGUGGGGCCGAACGUGGGCUUGGAAAGAAAUAAGAAUGAGGGCCCAAUAGCUAUGAAUUAUGAGAUGAAUGUGGGCUGGAUUGCAGAAUCACUAAGCCCAACCAGCGGUCACUGGAAACGGAGGGCUAGAGCAGGCCAAACAAAAGGUAAGGAAAAGGUUGAAAGCCCAGCUGAUAAGAAAAGGGAGUGUGUGACUCCUUUAGGUGAGAUCGAUCAGAAUGUUCUGGUGAGGAAACGAAGAAAAGUGGAGAAACAGAGAGUUGGAGAAGCAGGAAAAGAAAAUGAAAAGGAUGGCGGUGAGGCGGUGGCUGCUGCGCAGCACCGCCGAGCCCAAUGA
This is a messenger RNA of Quercus lobata, 1485 nucleotides long. RefSeq lists its product as uncharacterized. Bases 1 to 1485 code for a protein of 494 amino acids. Lineage: Eukaryota; Viridiplantae; Streptophyta; Magnoliopsida; Fagales; Fagaceae. The transcript has a single exon. The record is from RefSeq and is a predicted model, not a curated record.